GAAAAAAAAGAAAUAUUUAUUCAUAUCAGUGACCACUCUCUUUCCGUCUCCGGCGCCGGUGCUCUGCUCCGAUCACGUCCGCCUCAUUCAUUUCCGAUUCGUGUCUUGAGAGUUAAGUAGCGGAAAGAGAGUGAGUGUCUCUGCAGAAUGGGAAAUUGACGAAGAAAGUAGAGAUUUAGAGGAAGAGAGAAACAAUGGCUCCUGUGAGUAAAGCCGAGAAGAAAACAGCAGCAGAUGCUGCUGCCUGGAUGUUCAAUGUUGUCACUUCUGUUGGUAUCAUUAUUGUCAAUAAAGCCUUAAUGGCCACUUAUGGUUAUAGCUUUGCUACAACCUUAACCGGUUUACAUUUCGCUUUCACUACUCUGAUGACGAUUGUUCUAAGAUGCCUUGGUUACAUUCAGCCUUCCCAUCUUCCUUUUACCGAGCUUCUCAGGUUUAUUUUCUUUGCAAACUUCUCCAUUGUUGGAAUGAACGUCAGUCUUAUGUGGAACUCUGUCGGCUUUUAUCAGAUUGCAAAGCUCAGCAUGAUUCCUGUAUCCUGCUUGUUGGAAAUGGUGUUAGAUAAGAUCCGUUACUCCAGAGACACCAAGCUUAGCAUAGGACUCGUUCUUGUUGGUGUUGGUGUUUGCACUGUCACUGAUGUUAGUGUGAAUAGCAAAGGCUUUCUUGCCGCUUUUGUUGCCGUCUGGACUACUUCUCUGCAACAAUACUAUGUACAUUACCUUCAGCGCAACUACUCGCUUAGCUCAUUCAACCUAUUGGGACAUACCGCACCAGCCCAAGCCGCAACACUGCUGGUUCUUGGUCCAUUUCUUGAUUAUUGGCUCACAGAAAAAAGAGUUGACAUGUUCGACUACAACUUGGUCUCCGUGCUGUUUAUAACCCUCUCGUGCACAAUAGCUAUCGGCACCAACCUAAGCCAGUUCAUCUGCAUCGGUAGAUUCACAGCCGUAUCGUUUCAAGUCCUUGGACACAUGAAGACAAUCCUGGUGCUGGUAAUGGGAUUCUUCUUCUUUGGUAGAGAAGGUCUAAACUUGCACGUGGUUAUUGGAAUGGUCAUUGCAGUACUUGGUAUGAUCUGGUACGGUAACGCCUCUUCCAAGCCAGGAGGCAAAGAGAGACGAAGCUAUUCACUUCCUACGACUCGUCAACAGAAACUUGGAGCUGCUUCUGAUUCUGAUGACAAUGAAGACAAAGCCUAGUAGUAGUUAGAAUAUGAUCAGGAACAUCACAUAUCUACUACAUCUCUGUUUGGAGUUGUCUGUUUUUGAUUUAUGGUUUUAGCUUAAUUUAUUUAUGAUCCUCGUAGACGAUUGAGAUUGACGAUUGAGAUUGUUUUGUAAUGUUUUAGAAGAAUCAUUCUUUUACAGUUGUAACAACGGAUAGUUAAUAAUAAUAUAUGAAAUCUAUACUA
Molecule: messenger RNA, 1414 nt
Organism: Eruca vesicaria subsp. sativa (arugula)
Lineage: Eukaryota; Viridiplantae; Streptophyta; Magnoliopsida; Brassicales; Brassicaceae
Source: the annotation of a GenBank genome assembly